This is a messenger RNA of Procambarus clarkii (red swamp crayfish), 2053 nucleotides long. RefSeq lists its product as uncharacterized. Gene Ontology annotation, molecular function: 2-oxoglutarate-dependent dioxygenase activity. Lineage: Eukaryota; Metazoa; Arthropoda; Malacostraca; Decapoda; Cambaridae. The record is from RefSeq and is a predicted model, not a curated record.
GCAACACCGAAAGACUGCUGGUAGCGAACAGUGUGUCAGUGGUAGUCGGCCUGAGAGGUCGUCUCUUCAGUGUCUUGAACAGAACGCACGCACCCGUCCUCACGCACGCACAUUCGCGUCCUCAAACACACGCACACUGACGUCCUCCAUCCCAACACUCACACCUGGCCUGACCAGGUAAGCAAGCACUUGUGGGAACCACCAGCUGGGAAUGUAAACAAAUCCACCACGUGCUCACGAGGACUCUCCACGUGGUGUUCGCGAAGCCAGAGCACCGUUCACCGUGGAUCGUGCAUGUGGCCACUGUAUUAAACCAAAUCAAGAAGUGAAACAACCAGCUCCUGGGAAAACAUCUCAUCCUUGAACUUGUUCUAAACACUAUUAACUGAAGGAAAUAUGGCGCCAACGACUUCGCAAAGUGAAAAGAUACCAGUAAUAGACCUGGGAAACUUGGAUCUGGGACGGGAGACGGAGACCAGCCAGGAGGAGUGGCAGAGGGUGGCGAAGCAGCUGCAUCAAGCCUUCACCGAUAUCGGCUGCGCUUAUCUCACCAACCACGGUGUUCCCGACGACAAGCUGAGUCUGCUGUAUGAAGCAGCUUCUACCUUCUUCAACCUGCCUCAAGAAAAGAAGAACCUCUUUAAAUUUGACCCAGAAUCCGUGAAUGGCUACGUACCCAUAGACGUCGAGAAGUAUAGCAGCAGUGACCACGAGCUACACGAAGGUAUCUUGGCGAAGAACACCGAUCGUAUCCCCUGUUUCCAAGAGAUUCCUUCAUUCAAGACGGCCAUCGAAUCCUUCCUCUUCUCCUGCAGAACCCUCUCCAAAAAGAUCAUGGCCGCUAUCUCCAUAAGUCUCGGCAAAGACAAGGAUUACUUGCUGUCAAUGCACCAGAAGGCCGGGACUGCCGACAGCCUCACAACGAUGCGCAUGAACUUCUACCCGCCAGUUCCCCCAACCACCCUGGGGAACACCACCCGCUUCGGCGCCCACAAGGACUACAGCACCUUCUCUCUAAUCUUCCAGGAUGACAAUGGAGGUCUGCAGGUGCUUGACCGUGAGGGUUCGUGGCUGGACGUACCCAACUCGCCUGGCGCCGUUGUCAUCCUAGCCGGGGACUUCAUAAAGUAUUACUCCAACGACAAGUUCAAGGCCGUGAUGCAUCAGGUUAUCAUUCCUGCAGAAGAGGUUCAACGGAGGGCUACCAGGCUCUCUCUCAUGUACUUCGUCCACGCUGACAACGACAUCUUAAUGAUGCCUUCCUCCUCCUGUGAGAAGUCUCCCACCGUCAAGGAGUAUAUCAUCUCCAGGGCAAAGAAGGCCAUUGGCACGGAGCAAAAGGAAUAGUCAAGUGUACAACACCUUAACGGAAGAAUCAGCAAUCUCUACGGAACAAAAGUGCCCUAGAGAUUGAUUAUAAAGGAAAGUGUAUGAGAGAGAAAUUCUUUCAGCUUCUGUAAACACUUCCAGUAGCCUGGGCAGUUUAGUGUAGUUUAUGUUGCUUAUUAAUGAUUAAAAUACUAAUCCUGGUGGCUGUGGCGCACCCUAUACCCUACCAUGUGUUCUGUGGCGGACCCCAUACCCACCAUGUCAUCUGUGGCGACUACAGACACAGAAAGUCUGUGUCAAGAGAGUCACACAGGGCAGGACUUCAAAUUGAGCUCGCGUAAAAAAUCCUUUAAACUUGUCAAUUUCAUGUUGAACUUUCAUCCUUAAUCCAGCAGUAUAUCCCGCUCUCUGUAUCUCUUUCUCGGGCUCUUUCCCCUCUCUCUCUCUCUGACAUAUGUUUCAGUGCAUUUAAUAUAUUGAUAAUCUAAUUGACAUUCACAAUUAUGUAUUACAUAGACUUCUCCAAUUAGGCUUAUGAACAUGUAUAUAAUAUAAUGGAUAAAAAAAUAGAAUUCUUUAAACUGUAAUUUUAAUUACACUAGUUAAAUAUUUCUGGCAAAUUCAGGUUAGACCGGUUGUCCCCUCAGAGUAGUUAUACAUUUUGAGCAAUAAAUAAUUAACCUUUAUGAGUAAAUAAACCCAAAAAUAAAAUGUGUUACUUUGA